AUGGCUGCCCGAGCCUCCUUGGGGAUGUCGUCGAUCGAGAGCGCGUUCAUCAAGCGCUCGCUGGAUCCAGAGAAUGUGAGUUCCUCUCCUUCCAAUUGCUCCUCGAUCCUUGGCGAGGCGAAGAAGAACCUCAUCGUCACAGCGGCAGCGUCGCCAAACGGUAUGGCCUCGUCCAAGCCGAUCACCAACUCCUCGGGCGCGCAAUGGCAGAGCGCUUGCGCGGUGGUGUCCAGCCAGUGGGCGGCGCAGAUCGAGAAGGAAUCGAGCAGCAAUGGCAGCACUGACAGUGGGCACAGCCGCAAAUCGGCCACGCCCAGCAGCACCCCCUCCUCCUCCUCCUCAUCACCAUCCAGGACGCGCGGCGCGGAUCCGCAUUCCGCGAGACGUUCAAGGAUCUGGUCACGCUCCCGCGGCCGCUGUCCAUCCAGGAUCUAG
Messenger RNA from Selaginella moellendorffii, 435 nucleotides. RefSeq names its product putative protein TPRXL. NCBI's taxonomy places the organism in Eukaryota, Viridiplantae, Streptophyta, Lycopodiopsida, Selaginellales, Selaginellaceae. The transcript has a single exon. Bases 1 to 435 code for a protein of 144 amino acids. The record is from RefSeq and is a predicted model, not a curated record.